Molecule: messenger RNA, 2211 nt
Organism: Gossypium raimondii (Peruvian cotton)
Lineage: Eukaryota; Viridiplantae; Streptophyta; Magnoliopsida; Malvales; Malvaceae
Product: clathrin coat assembly protein AP180
Exons: 2
Coding region: 1-2211 (736 amino acids)
Biological process (GO): clathrin-dependent endocytosis; clathrin coat assembly; vesicle budding from membrane
Cellular component (GO): clathrin-coated pit; clathrin-coated vesicle
Molecular function (GO): clathrin heavy chain binding; SNARE binding; 1-phosphatidylinositol binding
Source: RefSeq, a predicted model, not a curated record
AUGCCUAGCAAGUUAAAGAAGGCAAUUGGUGCGGUGAAAGACCAAACCAGCAUUAGCCUUGCCAAGGUCGUCAACACCAAUUCCGCCAGCCUCGAAGUGGCGGUCCUCAAGGCCACCACCCACGACAAAGCCCCCUUCGACGAGCGUUAUGUCGAUGAAAUCCUACGAACCGUCUCCUCCAACAAGCUCUUCGCGGGGAUCGCCGCCCGUGUCAUCGCCAAAAGAUUAGGCAAAACAAAGAAUUGGGUCGUCGCCCUCAAAUGCUUGAUGCUUGUCCUUCGCAUUUUCCAAGAUGGCGACCCUUAUUUCCCUAAAGAAGUCCUCCAUGCAAUGAACCAUCGAACCAAUAUCCUGAAUCUCCCCACUUUCAGAGAUGAAUGCAGUUCCAGUCCUUGCGAUUACACCGCUUUCGUCAAGUCCUUCGCCUUCUAUCUCGAAGAACGCUUGGAAUGCUUCCUCACGGGGAAGCUUCAAAGGCGAUUCACGUUCAAAGAGAAACAACUUAGCCAUCCCAGGGCACGUCGAGCUAACCAACAACCUGUUCGACACAUGAAGCCCCCCAUGUUGCUCGAUCGGAUUUCCUAUUGGCAACGGUUGCUUGCUAAAGCUAUUGCCACAAAGCCCAUAGGUUCAGCCAAGACGAACCGCUUGAUCCUGGUUUCCUUCCAUGCUAUCGUACGAGAAAGCUUCGAUCUUUACAGGGACAUAUCUAACGGGCUCGGUCUUGUCUUAGAUGGUUUCUUUCAUUUGCAGCAUCAAUCAUGCGUUAAUGCCAUCAAUUAUUGCGUCAAAGCCAGCAAACAAUUCGAAGAGCUUUCGAGUUUAUACGAGUAUUGUAAGAGCUUGCCAAUUGGGAGAACCUCGGAUUAUCCGAGUGUGCAGAGGAUAUCAGAGGAGCUUAUUGAGACAUUGAAAGUGUUCUUAAAAGACCAAGCUUCGUUCCCAUCAGCUGGGAUAUCACCACCUACGAAACCACAUCGUUUGCUUCGUCUCCUAACGUCAGCCGCCAAGGAUCUCUCGCUUUUGGAGAUAGAAUCUCAGGCCGGUUCGAGCUCGAUUGUUUGUACAUCGUUGGAAGAAUUGAUGAAUCAAGAUGAAGAACCUGUUGUAACAAUGAGGUCAUCUUUCUCGACGGGGACUUUCUGGGAGUUGUCUGAAAAACAGUAUCGCGAGCAAGAAGAUUCGUAUAAUGCCGCUGAAACUGGCUCCAACCAUUCCUUACCCAUUGAUCAAGAUCAAAAUACGAGUUUAGAUUUUAUAUCCUUCGAUGAGUGGCCAGCAGUAGAUGCUAAUAAAACCCAAGGACAACAAAGUUCAGAGCCAUCAUCGUCUUCAGCUAAUGGUGACAAGGGCUGUUGGGAACUUGCUUUAAUAGAGCCCACGCCGUCGCCACAACCUGUGCCACAGGCUUCCCAAAACUUGGCUAAUAAUAACUCUUUCUUCGGCAACUGGUUUCAGCAAGACCAUAGAAAUCAACAGGCGUCUCAAACUGGAGUCAAGGUUCAUUCAUAUAUCGAUGACUGGCUACUGCAACAACACCACCAACAACAAUGGCAAGCUUCCAAUGAUGUAGCCAAUGGCCAUACGUGUUUCGAUGACUGGUUAAAGGAAGAUAAAAGUCCAGAGCAUGCCCCUAAUCAAAUUGUCGUAUCCAAUGGCCGCUCUUAUUUCGAUGAUUGGUUUCAAGCAAACCAAAGAGACCAAGAAGAACGAAAAUCAGAUUCGAAUUGGAGCAACAAUGGCGGUAACGAAAGCUGGGAGCUUGUGUUGGUAGAAGGCACAACGCCACCUUCACAAGCUUCUCAACAUUUAGCCGACGGAAUCCAACCUUCAAUGGCGAAUAAUUUAUUUGAUCACAGACCCAUAGUGCCUCAACGCCAAUAUAAUCCAUUUCUCGAAGAUGAAACGAAUAUAUCAGCAGCCAUUGCAACCACUGUUGCUGGUUUCCAAGAAAGGUUCUUCCCAAUGGAACCAACAUUUCAUGCAACACCAACUUUUUACGCUCAAAGUUGUAAUAUUGAAAUACCGACUCCAACGUUUCAUGCGAUGCCAGGUUCGGUUUCCCAGCAUCCUAAUGGGACAACAACAACAGGGUUUCAGGGUGGUGAAACUGGCGAGCCUUUCGCUCCAUGGCCAACUAUGAAAGCUAACAACAAUGUGUCAGUGGAUCAACAAAAUGUAUUAUUUCAACGACAGUUGUGGUUGCAGUGA